Molecule: messenger RNA, 1390 nt
Organism: Drosophila rhopaloa
Lineage: Eukaryota; Metazoa; Arthropoda; Insecta; Diptera; Drosophilidae
Exons: 2
Coding region: 192-1022 (276 amino acids)
Molecular function (GO): nucleic acid binding
Source: RefSeq, a predicted model, not a curated record
AUCCAAAUAAAGGAAAGGCCGCGCGAAGGGUAAAAAGGGACGCCGUCUGACGCUAUUUACCUGAAUGAAAUGACGCAGUAAUUCCGAGUAAUUGCAGCUUGCUAGCCAUAAAAUACGCCAACGCAAAUUCAAUUAUACCUGCAAGUUUGCAUUCGCAUUGCGAAACUCGAAGAGCGAAGAGGUUAUCCAACAUGGUUCUGGCUCCUGAAGUCCGAAGUAUUGUGAAGGCCCUUAAGGGAUCGAAUAGCUGCGAGGAAAUAGCCCAGAUCCUGGAGUGCGACGUGGAGAGUGUAAUGAGCUGCAUCCGGGAAUGUGAGCUGCUCGAGGGCAAGACCGCCACGUUGAGAUUGCCACAGCGGCCGAAGGCAGCAGCAGCAACAUCGCCACUGAUCGCCCAGGAUGACGAAAAGAAGCGCGAGGUGGGCCGACCCAAGGUCCUGGAAAACCGGCAGCUUGUCGAGCGGAUGCUAACCGAUAAUCCCCACUUCACCUCAAUCGAUGUCCAGCGGGAACUCGCCCGGCACGGCAUCGAGGUGAGCCGCAGAACCUUACAGCGCAGAAUCAGCGAGAUUCGCUCCAAGAACAACCAGCAACCGAGAUCUCCGUCCCCAAAAAAAUCAAACCCUCUUGGCCUCAGCGAGGAAGCCAAAAGAAAGAGAUUGGCCUGGGCCAAAGCCCAUCAGGAUUGGACGGUACGCGACUGGCGCAACAUCUUCAACAUGGAUGAUCUUAAGUUCGUGGACGAAUCAUCGCCGCCGAAAGAGAUCUUCCUGGACACUUUAAUGGGACCUGAGGGCUCCGUGUGCAGUGACCUCAAUCUACUGGAGCAACUGAUGGCCAUUAUCCAGCCAAGGAUUCAAAACCAAGCGCCCAAUAAUGUCGGCGAGUUCCGGGCUGUUUUGUACGACGUUUGGCACAGCGACCAGGACAUGGUGGACAAGAUCGAAAUGCUCUACGAGUCGAUGACGUGGCGGGUUUCGGCGGUCCUCCGCAGUGACGGGGAUCAAACCGAGUUCUGCUAGCCCAGCUAUAGACUCAAACCGUAUUCAGAAUUAUAAAUGUUGAAUUUAAAAUGUCAAUAAUUAUUUUUAUUUUACAUCAUGUUUGAUUAUGUUAUUAAGUUUUUUGUGACCAUAAUAUGUACAUGGUACACUCUGAUUGGUUUCCAUAUCUAAUAAUUAAUUUCCUUUCAGUUUUGUGAAGAAACCGUUUGGUUACAAACCUUUUUAAUUUUGACCAGAGAAACAUUUUAAUAAAUAAAGUGUUUACGAAAUAGAAUUGCACAUAUGCCAAUAUUUUUACUUGGAAUUAAACACAAAAUUAACAAAUGUAUAUCUUUUUGUCAGAAAGCCCUUGUGAAUAAAGAUCGAAUAAAUUUAUUGAUAUCUUU